UCUACCAAAAUAUCGAUCUCUUAGUCUCAGACUCUGGAGGAGUGGAGGAAAGUUCUGAACUUUGAUACAGUUGUGAACACAUCUGUUGAAGCCAUGAUGUGGCCAUUCAUCUUCAGCUGCUUAAUUGCAUGCACAGGAAAGCUUGUGAGCACUUCAUGUUCAUUAGAACUUAGCCCUCCUAGAGUUGUGGUGAGAUUUGGAGACUCCUUUUCAGCCAACUGCACCUCAUCAUCUGACCAGACAGAAGGAAUAGGAUGGGAGUCUCCAUAUGGAGGAGUGGACCUUACCCUGGGUGUUUCUUCUCUUCUCUUUAAAAUUGACUCUGUGCCAGAGUGGGAGAUAGGACCAAUAUGUUAUGUGAAUUCCCGUGAUGGUGAUCAGUGUACAGAAGUGUUACCAGUCACUGUUUAUAAAAUGCCAGACAGUGUGUCUCUGAAGAAUUUAAGUACAGUGGAAGAAGGCCAACAGUUUGCCAUACAGUGUGACGUUGUCAAUGUUGCACCAGCAAGACAUCUCUCUGUGCUUUGGCACAAAGGAAAUUAUAUCAUGAAAUCUGAGAUAUUUGAUGAGUCCAGUCCAUCUCCCGUCAGUAAGUCAUCUGUCCUCACUCUGACUGCUCAUAGAGAUGAUGAUGGAGCUGAGAUCUGGUGUGAAGCAAAGCUGAACUUGUGGCCAGAGGAACAAGGUCCUCCUCCAGUGCGUUCAGAGGCGCAUACUCUGACUGUACUCUACCCACCAACAUUCACCAAUGAUUCAAAUGAGAAUUUGGAAAUGACAGUUGGGAGCAAAAUAUCUUUAAAUUGUACAGCAAGAGGAAAUCCAAUACCAUCCUACCAUUGGGAAUUCCCAAACUUCACACAAGUGUGGAACAGGAGUCAUGAUGUGAAUCAUCCUAUUUUGACUCCAUCAUCUAAGUUUCCAGGGAUCUAUACCUGCACCGCCUCAAACAGCCAGGGCACCGUGACCAAAUACUUCAUCAUCACUGAAGCUCCACGAGAGCUUGUGAGCACUUCAUGUCCGUUAGACAUAACCCCUCCUAGAGUUGUGGUGAGAUUUGGAGACUCCUUAUCAGCCAACUGCACCUCAUCAUCUAACCAGACUGAAGGAAUAGGAUGGGAGUGUUCAUAUGGAGGAGUGGACUUUAUCUACGGUGUUUCUUCUCUUCCCUUUAAAAUUGACUCUGUGCCAGAGUGGGAGAUAGGACCAAUGUGUUAUGUAAAUCUCCAUGAUGAUGAUCAGUGUGUAGAAGUGUUACCAGUCACUGUUUAUAAAAUGCCAGACAGUGUGUCUCUGAAGAAUUUAAGUACAGUGGAAGAAGGCCAACAGUUUGCCAUACAGUGUGACAUUGUUAAUGUUGCACCAGCAAGACAUCUCUCUGUGCUUUGGCACAAAGGAAAUUAUAUCAUGCAAUCUGAGACAUUUGAUGAGUCCAGUCCAUCUCCCGUCAGUAAGUCAUCUGUCCUCACUCUGACUGCUCAUAGAGAUGAUGAUGGAGCUGAGAUCAGGUGUGAAGCAAAGCUGAACUUGUGGCCACAGGAACAAGGUCCUCCUCCAGUGUGUUCAGAGGUGCAUACUCUGACUGUACUCUACCCACCAACAUUCACCAAUGCUUCAAAUGAGAAUUUGGAAAUGACAAUUGGGAGCAAAAUAUCUUUAAAUUGUACAGCUAGAGGAAACCCUGUGCCAUCCUACCACUGGCAAUUCCCAAACUUCACACAAGUGUUGAACAGGAGUCAUGAUGUAAAUCUUCCUAUUUUGACUCCACCAUCUAAGUUUCCAGGGGUCUAUACCUGCACCGCCUCAAACAGCCAGGGCACCGUGACCAAAUACUUCAUCGUCACCGAAGCUCCACGAGAUGAAACAAUCAUCGCAGCAAUAGUCAGACUACUUGUGGCCUUUGGACUCCUGCUCUUUCUUGCUUGUCUAGUUUUUACGACACAUAGAGGCAUAUUUUCAUGCAAGUCGACUAUCUCCAAGGACAACCUACCUCAUCAGUACCAGUGUAAAACAAAUUUGAAUGGGUGCAUGCUUGCUUCAAAGCUGUAGCUGUAAAAUGCACCAUCUUGUCAGCUAUCGCUAAAGCUCCACUAAUCAAGACUGCUGUCCAAACAAACAAAUUUAAUCUAGCAGAAACGUGUUUAACAGCAACACUGUGAGUGUAAACAUGUGUAUGAACACAACAGAUUAAUAAUCAGAUUUCAUCCUCAGCUAUUCAUUUAUUUUAACUUAACUUGGACAGAAACAAGAAGGAACAAAUUUGUCUCUGACUUUCAACUGAAACUUUUUCUAAUUCUAAUUUUAGAAAACCGCUUGUGAUCUUUAUCAUGUCUUUAUACACGCCUGUGUUUUUCUCUCUCAGAAAACAGGAAAUGUGAGAAAUUUUAUUGCAUGUUCACAUCAUUUCAUGUGUGCAAUUUAAUGUAUGAUCCACAUCUUUACAACGUUUAGAUAUUUUUGCAUGUGUAAAUCAGGGAAUGAGCUGACUCGUUUUCUGCACCACAAAACGGAGGAAAGUUUUAUAUUUAAUUUCCUUCUAUGCACACUUGGUGAAAACAUGAUGUGGUUCUUAAUUUUUAACAGUUUCAUUGCACUGAUCGGUAAGUGUGUUUUGUUAAAACUACCAUAAUAUAUUUGUUGUUGUAAUGUUAUCAAAUAAAACUCAUCUUUGGGUACGAUUUUUAA
Molecule: messenger RNA, 2682 nt
Organism: Oreochromis niloticus (Nile tilapia)
Lineage: Eukaryota; Metazoa; Chordata; Actinopteri; Cichliformes; Cichlidae
Product: immunoglobulin superfamily member 10-like
Exons: 8
Coding region: 94-2046 (650 amino acids)
Biological process (GO): cell-cell adhesion
Cellular component (GO): membrane
Molecular function (GO): integrin binding
Source: RefSeq, a predicted model, not a curated record